Molecule: messenger RNA, 456 nt
Organism: Brassicogethes aeneus
Lineage: Eukaryota; Metazoa; Arthropoda; Insecta; Coleoptera; Nitidulidae
Source: the annotation of a GenBank genome assembly
AUGAAAGUCAAAAUACAGAUUUUAGUGAGAGAUCAAGUUCUCAAGUGUCUUUGGCAGAAACAUCUAAGUCCACAAAAGUUUUUAAGUCACCUGCAACACCAAACAAAAUUGCAAGUGAAAAAAAGAAAAAUUAUAAGAAAAAAAGAGGAACAAUUUCUUGAAACAUGUUCACAAGCCAUAAGCAAAAUAUCUAAUACAAAACGAGAAAUCGAUGAAUUCGAUGCCAUUGGAAUUGGCUGGGCAGCAAAAGUACGAAAACUAACAGAUGUUCAAAAAAUCUUAGAUGAAGAUCUAAUUAAUCAGACUUUGAAAAAAGCCUAUUUUCAGGAGCUAACAAAAACAACAGUCAUUCAAGAUCUGCAUAGCAGUGUUCCUUCUUCCAUUACACCAAACUUCGAGUUUUCGCAGACUACGACACAAAGUAAUUCAAACGAUACUAUUAUAUUUACGUUAUGA